Molecule: messenger RNA, 901 nt
Organism: Lethenteron reissneri (Far Eastern brook lamprey)
Lineage: Eukaryota; Metazoa; Chordata; Hyperoartia; Petromyzontiformes; Petromyzontidae
Product: baculoviral IAP repeat-containing protein 5.2-like
Source: RefSeq, a predicted model, not a curated record
AUGGCAGGCACGGCGAUGGACGUGCUGAGCCUGCGGGAGUUCGCGACUGGGGCCGAGUUCUAUGAAGAGUCACGGAGAGCGGAGAGCUUCGCUGAGUCGACUCACGAUUUGGGCUGGGACCCUGCGCAGAUGGCUGCCGCCGGGUUCGUGUGCCUGGAUCAGCAGCCGGGAGUCGAUGUCUCGGCGCGGUGCUUCUUCUGUCUGCUCGAGGUUCGACGCUGGGUCUCUGGGGACGAUCCCAGGCAGGUGCACGCACUGCGCUCUCCCGCGUGCGCGUUCCUCGCUCUGCGCUCACCGUACGCCCUCCUCCCCGUCGAGGAGUUCCUGCGCCUUGAGCUUCAGCGCGCACACAACUACGUGAGGGAGAUGGAGUGCCGCUUCCUGCACGAGUUCAUGGACAGCGCGGCCACCGUGCGACUCCACAUGGAGCGAUUCAUCCGCUAGGGGAGGGGGAGUGAGGGCAGGGGGUCAUCGUCAGCACCCCUGUUCCACCAACUCUAACCCUAAUCUCACCCUGACUCGCAUCAUAACCCUAUAAUCACAACUCCCUAACGCUAAACCUAACCCCUUAACUGUAACCCAAACCCUAUAAUCCUUACUAACCUUAUAACUAACCUUAUAAUCCUUACCCAACUAAGCCUAUAAUCAUAACCCAUACCUUGUGAUCUUAACCCUGAAUCUAGCUGUAUGAUCCUAACCCCCUUCAGCCCAACUCCAACCCUAACUCUAACCACAACACCAACACUUCAUAUCCCUUAUCCUCUAACUCAAUGCCCCACUAUCUCUAAUCCUAACCCCAGCUCUAUCUAACACGAUCGCUAACCCCAACCCUGACCCUGCCCGUCUGCCCCACUUGUUAUGUGAGGUCCUAGACUCCCGUCCCCAUGACCCCGGGCGCCAC